Suillus subaureus is the source of this 327-nucleotide messenger RNA. RefSeq lists its product as uncharacterized. The coding region runs from base 1 to 327 and encodes 108 amino acids. The transcript has 2 exons. The record is from RefSeq and is a predicted model, not a curated record. NCBI's taxonomy places the organism in Eukaryota, Fungi, Basidiomycota, Agaricomycetes, Boletales, Suillaceae.
AUGCAGGAAAGUGUCAUUCAAUCUCCAGACCUGCAAAUUUCACACCCUUGGAGAUUAUGUCUCAUAGCCUGUAUGUUUCCGAGCACCUCAACUUUUCUUGGUGUUGACCAUGAGGAGCUUGCCAUUCACAACAUUUCUGAUGAUGGUCUAGACAUUGAUGGAGACGACCUAGACCAUCAGGAGCCAGAUGACGAAGGCUCAGACUAUGACUAUACUGGGGUAGAAGAAGAAGUUUUAUUUGGCCAGGAGAAAAAUGGAAGCACGGAAUCUGUUGUGGAGGAGCUGGACAACAUGUUCAUUGAACAUGAGUUUGAUUAUGAACCCUAG